CUGGUUAUUGCACCAAUUGCCUCUGUGCUUAUUGCAAUAGUGGUUGUGGGUCUCUUUCUUGUUUUCCGAAAGAAGAAGGUGCCUUUAGACGUACAUGCUCCACCAAGCUUGCCCGUAGCAUAUGUUGGACAUUCUAAACAUUCAGAACCGUCAUUUUUUCUCGAAAAAGAUAAGGUUUACCUAUUUCGAGGUUCAAGAAAUGACAAAUAACUUCAAACGAGUUCUUGGUGAAGGAGGGUUCGGAGUUGUUUAUCACGGCUGUGUUAAUGAUACCCAACAAGUAGCUGUUAAAUUGCUCUCUCCAUCAUCAUCUCAAGGCUACAAACAUUUUAAGGCAGAGGUGGAACUUCUUAUGAGGGUGCACCAUAUAAAUUUGGUGAGUCUUGUUGGUUAUUGUGACGAAGGAGACCAUUUGGCCCUUAUCUACGAGUACAUGCCAAAUGGAGACUUAAAGCAACAUUUAUCAAGAAAGCAUGGUGGAUUUGUCUUAAGCUGGAAAAGUAGACUAGGAGUAGCUGUCGAUGCAGCAUUAGGAUUGGAGUACUUACACACCGGAUGUAAACCACCAAUGGUUCACAGAGAUAUAAAAAGUACAAAUAUACUUUUGAAUGAAAGUUUCCAAGGAAAAUUAGCCGAUUUCGGGCUUUCGAGAUCUUUUCCUUUGGCAAAUGAAACACAGGUUUCAACUGUUGUUGCUGGAACUCCUGGUUAUCUUGAUCCUGAGUAUUAUCAAACAAAUUGGUUAACAGAGAAAAGUGAUGUUUAUAGUUUUGGAAUUGUACUCUUGGAGCUCAUCACAAACCGUCCUAUAAUUCAGCAAUCUCGUGAAAAGCCUCACAUAGUAGAAUGGGUCGGAUUUGUUGUAAGAACGGGAGAUAUUGGAAAUAUUAUAGAUCCAAACCUCCACGAAGAUUACGACGUUGGUUCUGUAUGGAAGGUUAUUGAAUUAGCAAUGUCAUGUGUGAAUAUUUCCUCUGCAAUACGACCAACCAUGUCUCAAGUUGUUAACGAUCUUAAAGAGUGUGUGGCAUCUGAAAAUUCAAGGACAGGAGAGACUCGAGAAAUGAACUCAAUGAGUUCCAUCGAAUUCAGCAUGGAUAUGGACACCGAGGUGAUCCCUAAAGCACGCUAGUUCGUUAACAAUGAAUUUACUCUUGUUGGAUUGUGAUGAAUCUUUAAUAAUGGGUUUAAUAUCAACUGAUUAUUGGA
Messenger RNA from Camelina sativa (false flax), 1209 nucleotides. The record is from RefSeq and is a predicted model, not a curated record. NCBI's taxonomy places the organism in Eukaryota, Viridiplantae, Streptophyta, Magnoliopsida, Brassicales, Brassicaceae.